Verticillium alfalfae VaMs.102 is the source of this 600-nucleotide messenger RNA. RefSeq lists its product with no specific name. Bases 1 to 600 code for a protein of 199 amino acids. The transcript has 3 exons. The record is from RefSeq and is a predicted model, not a curated record. NCBI's taxonomy places the organism in Eukaryota, Fungi, Ascomycota, Sordariomycetes, Glomerellales, Plectosphaerellaceae.
AUGCCUAUCCUGUCCAUCGUCUCCCCUGAAAUCCCCGCCGAGGGCCAGGACAAGUUCCUCGCUGCUCUGCCUACGAUUCUCAGUGAUAUCAAGAGCCAGCCUGGUGUCGCAGGCGUCACCGCUGGUCAGAUUGUCGGCCAGGACGGCGCGCCCGUGACCGACUUCAAGUUUGUCCAGGCCAUCGCAUUCAAGACGGCCGAAGACGAGAAGACGUUCGCCGACUCCGCAUGGUCACAGGAGCAGAAGGCUCGGUACCUGGAGAAGUCCGGCGACCUGCCGGCGGUCGGCCGCUUCGAGGUGCCUGAGUUUCCCGCAGACAAGGCCCCUCCGGCCUACCUGCAGUACUCGACGCUCCACAUCGAGGACGAGAGCAAGCACGCCGAGGCUCGCAAGGUUUUCGAGGAUGUCAUCAAAGCGCUGGGCAAGGAGGCCUUUGGCGGACGCACCAUCGACCAGCCCUUUGUUGGGUUGGGCAUCAUCGGAUGGGAUAGCCUCGAGGAGGCUGGUGCUGCUUUCAAGCAGCCUGAAGUGGCCGCCCUGUGGGCGAAGUACCUGAGCCUGGGCAAGGGCAAGAACAUUAUUGUUAGGAUUCACCAGUGA